UUAUAAAGGGUACAAUUCUUAUUUGUGAAAUUCAAAGGAAUAUUUUGUAGUACAUAAAACUUGUGGGGUUAAAUUAUAAAGAAAGUAUUGUCUACUCUGCCUGAGAGGCGUUUGACUUUUAACCUAUCCUCCUCUUUUUAGCUCGGUGACGCAUAUCGUCGAGCAACCUCAUCUGCAAUUCCAUCCUCUAGCCAAUCUCUUCCCUUUCAGUUAACCCGAGUUUGAGUUUCUAUGUUAUAUCAUUCGACAAUGUCUCAAAGAUUCAUCAAACUCUCUCCUUGGAGCCAUGCCCUCGUAAAUCUUCUCUUCUUUUCUCACUGUAGUGCUGUUCUGCUUUUACUGGAUUUAAAGGUUGCAACCUUUCUCAAAUCGAAAAGACAUUCUCACAGAAGAUGUUUUUUCUUUGCAGAUACACAAGAAACGCUUUCGUUUGUUUUCAUCUUCUUUUACAACUCCAUAUUUGUUACUUGGCACUACGUUAAAGAAUGAUCUUCCGGACGGUAGUGACGUCAGAGACGUCCUCUUGUUUGAUCCGACCAAGGAAGAGAUGCUUACAGUUCCCAACAUAACAUUCCCCGAAGAGGUCGCUGGUUCGAGACAGAUAGGAAGUGCACGUGGAUGGGGAAUAUUCUCUAACGACCAUGACCGUUCGCUAUGUAUCAGCGACCUUUACAGUUCCUUGGGUCCCAAGUCAACACUCACAAUGAUUCCUAUGCCUUCGCUUGUUGCUGUAUACUCUAACCAAACAAACGCUGUCUGGAACGUGGCAAUGUCGUCUUCUCCUAGUGAUCAAGACUGUGUGGUUGCUAUAAAGCUGUUGGAUAGACAGCUUAGUCUAUGUAGACCACAUUCUAACAUGCGUUGGACUAAUGUCGGGGAGAUUUUGGCUGAGAAUAACUUGCAGAAGUUGGAGAACUCGACUCUUAUGUAUUCCAAGAGAGAGCGUAGAUUCUACUUGCCUGGUCCUGGAGGCAACUCCUUGUACUCAUGGGAUCUCCAUUUGAAGAAGAACAAGGUCCCUAGCUUCCAUGAGUUGAUGUUCCGCGACCUUCCUGAGUUGGAUGAUUCCGAGUGGAAGCUUUUGGGUUGGUGUUGCAGGACGGAACACCUGGUUGAGUUAGCCUCCAGUGGCGAACGUUUUCUUGUCAAAUGGUACGCACAACGCUUCUUCUCGUCGAGCCAUGAAGGAAGUAACUACACGACAAGGAGGUUCAUGGUGUUUAGAGAGAAGAAGAUGACGGAAGGAAGAUACAUGCAUUACACAGAGGAUAUUGGAGAUGUGUGCAUAUUUAUUUCAAUGAGCGAGGCUUUCUGCGUCGAGGCUAGUUCUUGUUCCGGUCUGAAGCCUAACUCCAUUUAUUUUAUAGGCCAUGGUUUUGGUAUUUACAAUGUAGCUGAUACAACAAUACAUCAUUUUCAAGCUCCUGAAGGUGCACCUACUUCUUUCAAAGACCCUUACUGGCUUCCUCCAUCUCGUAUAUAGUGAGGCCCUACCACCAUUGGUGUCCAAAUACCAGCCAGGGGUUAUAUCUAUGAAAUUCAAUAUUAAUCUAGUUACUUUUUAUAAAUGAAAAGGAGCUAAAAUAAUGUAUGAGUUGGGUGUGCAUAUUGUCUACUUUUGUUGUCGUCUCAACUAUUUUUUUUCGUAUUCGUGCAAUCAAAUACAUUUGUAAACAUUCUAUCAAGCUCAAAAAGAAGCUAAAAGAAGUUCACCAAACACUAAAAUGUGUAGGAAAAGGGAGAAAGAAAGUAGAAUGAGAAAGGAGGGGGUCCAUGACUCAAAUCACUUUCAAAAGGAAAGCAAACCCACAUGAUCUUGCUUCCGGAUAUAUAUUGAAAACCCACUUCUCUUCGUUAUCCUUUCGUUUUCUGUUUGUUAUUAAUCAUGUUACUUCAUUUUAUAGCGUAUGUCUUAUACUCUGAGUUAUUUUUUAAAAAAGUUUUGUGAAAUGAAUCCACAAUUAAUUAAGGUUUGUCGUUAUCUCAGUAAAAGAACCAGUUAAAACUUGACCUUCUUAGAGCAUACUCUAUAUAUUUAGUUGAACCAACAUUGGUAGUAUUAAUCUUGUUUUAAAAAGUUAUUUUAAGAUAUAUUUUCAAAAGACAACUAAUAAGAAGAAGAAAAAAAGAAUAAGGCAGUAGGAUCUGAAAUCCAACAGAAU
This is a messenger RNA of Brassica napus (rape), 2162 nucleotides long. RefSeq lists its product as uncharacterized. The coding region runs from base 548 to 1483 and encodes 311 amino acids. NCBI's taxonomy places the organism in Eukaryota, Viridiplantae, Streptophyta, Magnoliopsida, Brassicales, Brassicaceae. The transcript has 2 exons. The record is from RefSeq and is a predicted model, not a curated record.